Zingiber officinale is the source of this 2297-nucleotide messenger RNA. RefSeq names its product ERAD-associated E3 ubiquitin-protein ligase component HRD3-like. Lineage: Eukaryota; Viridiplantae; Streptophyta; Magnoliopsida; Zingiberales; Zingiberaceae. The record is from RefSeq and is a predicted model, not a curated record. The transcript is spliced from 7 exons. Bases 100 to 2124 code for a protein of 674 amino acids. Gene Ontology annotation, molecular function: protein binding.
GUCACACACCUCUUGAAAACGUUUGGUUGGUUCAAUUCACGCUUUCACAUUCUUCCUCGUCUUUAACGGCGAUCUCGGUCGGAGGCUUCACGUUUGGCGAUGCGACGCCGUGCGAUCCUCCACAUCGCCUUCCUCCUCCUCCUCUCCUUCUGCCUCCUCGCCUCGUCCCGGCGCCCUGUCCUCCUAGUCCUCACCGACGAAGAUUUCGCCAACUCCCUUUCCUCCUCUUCCGCCUCCGAUGACUCUGAUGCCUCCGAAGGCGCCGAUGACUGGGAUGAUCUGGGAGAUCCGGAUCCAUCCUCCGAAGCUAAUGAUGACUACGACGGCGGCUCGUGGCUGCCCAUCAUCGACUCCCCCUUCGUCGCCAACUCCUCUUCUGACUCCAGCGAGGCGCUGUACUCCUCCGGCAUCCGCCGCAUGAUCGCCGCCGCCGCCUCCUCUGACCCCUCCGAUAUGUUGAUCGCCGCCUCCGAGAUUGAAGCCGCGGCCUCUGCUGGCUUCCCCCACGCUCAGUCCGCUCUCGGAUUCCUGUACGGCACAGGCCUCGUGCGUUCCCAGAGCCGCCCCAAGUCCUUCCUGUAUCACCACUUCGCCGCGGAGGGUGGCAACAUGCAGUCGAAGAUGGUCCUUGCCUACACCUAUUUCCGUCAAGAUAUGUAUGAAAAUGCUGUGAAGCUCUAUGCAGAACUGGCAGAAGCGGCCGUUGCUUCCUUCCUGAUAUCAAAGGAACCUCCAGUAAUUGAGCCAGUUCGGAUUCAUAGCGGUACGGAAGAAAACAAGGAGGCGCUGAGGAAGUCACGAGGAGAGGCAGAUGAGGGUUUCCAGAUCACAGAGUACCAGGCGCUGAAAGGUAAUUCAGGCGCUAUGUUUCGGAUCGGUAUUCUGUACUACUAUGGAUUAAGGGGAGUACGGAGGGACCAUGCUAAAGCACUGCUUUGGUUCUCAAAGUCUGCGGAGAAAGGGGAUCCGAGAGCGAUGGAAUUGCUAGGAGAGAUGUACGCCAGGGGAGCUGGAAUUGAAAAGAACUACACCAAGGCUUUUGAAUGCUUUACUCUUGCAUCCAGACAUAAGUAUUAUUCGGCUUAUAAUGGUUUGGGUUACCUCUAUGUUAAAGGUUAUGGAGUUGCGACAAAGAACUACACUAAGGCAAGAGAAUACUUUGAGAAAGCUGCUGCUAAUAAAGAGCCUGGUGGGCAUUAUAAUCUUGGCGUAUUGUAUCUUAAGGGUAUUGGAGUUAAAAGAGAUAUAGCAGCAGCCCGCAAUUUUUUCCUUAUGGCAGCUAAUGCUGGUCAGCCAAAGGCCCUAUACCAACUUGCAAGGUUGUUCCAGAAAGGCAUAGGUUUCAAGAAAAAUCUUCAAGUGGCUACGGAGUUGUACAAAACAGUGGCAGAGAGAGGACCUUGGAGUUCCUUAUCAAGAUGGGCUCUAGAGUCCUAUCUCAAGGGAGAUGUGGGAAAGUCACUUCUGUUAUAUUAUAGAAUGGCGGAGCUUGGAUAUGAGGUGGGCCAAAGCAAUGCGGCUUGGAUCCUUGAUAAGUAUGGAGAACAAAAUAUUUGCAUGGGAGAAUCUGACUUUUGCACAGACACAGAAAGACAUCUCCGUGCACACACUUUGUGGUGGCAAGCAUCAGAGCAGGGUAAUGAACAUGCCGCUUUGUUGAUUGGUGAUGCAUACUACUAUGGCAGGGGAACUGACAGAGAUUAUGAACGCGCUGCAGAGGCAUAUAUGCAUGCUCAGUCCGAGUCAAAUGCCCAAGCCAUGUUCAACCUAGGGUACAUGCACGAGCAUGGUCAGGGACUUCCAUUAGAUCUUCAUUUAGCUAAAAGAUACUAUGAUCAGGCAAUUGAGGUUGAUCCUGCAGCAAAGUUACCAGUUAAGCUGGCACUUGUGAGCUUGUGGAUGCGGAAGCACUAUGCCGACGGUUUCUUGAUUAAGAUGAUCGAUUCAUUCCCGGAACUGUAUCCAAGGAUAGAGGCAUGGGUAAAUGAGAUAUUGUUAGAUGAAGGGAAUGCUACCAUAUUAACUCUGUUUGCUUGCUUGUUGGCCGUUCUUUAUCUCCGAGAACGACAGAGGCGCCAAGUCAUUGCCCCUCCUGGCCACCCUGAUCAUAAUAUGCCUAACUAGGUUGAAGCCGUUAGGAGGUUACAGUUGCUAGUCCUCUUGCCAUAAGGAUUUUUUGCUUUGGUCUUUUGGUUUUCUAUUUAUUUGCUUAGAGCUAUGUUUCAAACUUGUACUGGUUUUGCACUCUGGAUUUUGUGUGUUUUGUCUUAAGGCAUUGUAAUGGUUGAACUUUUGCU